AUGAGACAGAAGAUUGAAGGUAUACCAGGCACCAAGGUCCUCUGGACGCUCCAGGCUCAUCCCAAACGUCGUCAGGUGGGAUUGGCGUACGGUGCCCUGCAGCGUAUACCACGGUUGACCUUUCAUAUGACCCAGGUGCUAACCGGAAACGGGCGCUUUCAACAGUACUUGCAUCGAAUGGGUAGGGCCGUCAGUGCUGUCCUCGUUAAUCGGAUACGGCUGAGCACAGGCUGUUUCAUGGGGUGGUCAAAGCGUGGACCUCGGUACCCUACAGCGACGUCCACUAGCUUCUAUAGACAUGCCAAACAUUCUCUGUGGUCCUGUAUUCUAGUGUAUCCCCGUUGA
Macrosiphum euphorbiae (potato aphid) is the source of this 345-nucleotide messenger RNA. Lineage: Eukaryota; Metazoa; Arthropoda; Insecta; Hemiptera; Aphididae. The record is from the annotation of a GenBank genome assembly.